GGUGAGCAGGCGCAGCUCACAAUUCUCUGGAUUUCAAGGGCGAAGUGAUUUUGGAAGUGAAUGCACAGUUGGCGAGGGAAUUGCUUUAGCCACAGAGACGAGUUGUUGUUGUAAUCAACGGAUUGGUGUCUCUUAUCUAUCAUUGAUGCAGGCACGUCUUGAUCACUGACUACCACGAGUCAGCUGAGUGACGGGGUCUUUUAGAAGAAUGCAGAGCAACCAGCAGCAAGAAGCAUUGAUAACACUUGAAUGCUGAACAUCCUAGGCUAGCAAGUCCAUUUCUUAUGGCCCAAACAAGCAGCAUAAGGAGCGUACCCUGCUUGCAAGGAACAAUGCUGGCCAGUCAACUAGGUAGCCGUUCUUCAGCGAUGCUGGGAAGAGGAAUGCUUGGAGUGAAAGGACACCUCUUGAAAUUGUUUCCUCUGGGACCAAGGGUGUCAAAUGCAAGGGUGGUUGUGGCCAGGAGAGGCCUCCCUUUAUUCAGGGUGGAUUGCAAGGAGAAUCCUGUGCAGCAUUGCUUUGUACCGCCCUUCCGAGAAAGGGCACUUGACAUUGACAGUCUUCGCUUGUCCAUUAUAACCCCUCAGCGUAGUGUAAGGAGCAAUGCUAGUUCCGUCCCUCCUCCAGCAGCCCUCAAGCACGCUGUCACGCACCACCCCUUGCUUUCAAAAGAUGAGCUUGAAUCAAGGGUCCGCCACUUUCGUUGGCAGUGCAAUUGUCAAACCGCCACAGCUGAACCUGCGCUCGCACCAGCCAGUGCUUCCCCGUACGGGAAUCUCAGAUUGCACAACACGAUGACUCGACAGAAGGAAGUUUUCAGGCCCAGGGUCGAAGGCCAAGUGGGGAUGUACGUCUGCGGCGUGACAGCGUAUGACUUCAGCCAUAUAGGGCACGCGAGGGUGUAUGUCUGGAGCGAUUGCUUGUUCAGGUACUUGCGCCACCUCGGUUACGAAGUGAAGUACGUCAGAAACUUCACCGAUGUGGAUGACAAGAUCAUAACGCGCGCGAAGCAGACUGGGGAGGACCCCAUCGCCCUGAGCGAGCGUUUCUGCGAGGAGUUCAAGGAGGACAUGAACGCGCUCCGCUGCUUGCCGCCUACUUCAGAACCGAAAGUCACUACGCACAUACCUCAAAUCAUCACAAUGAUACAGCAGAUCAUCAACAACGGUCACGCAUAUGCGGUUGCGGGAGAUGUGUAUUUCACGGUGGACAGCUUUCCCGAGUACGGCGCCCUCUCGGGACGCAAGCAGGAUGAGAACCGGGCCGGCGAGCGGGUUGCCGUGGACGAGCGGAAGAAGAACCCAGCAGAUUUUGCGCUCUGGAAGGCUGCAAAAGAGGGCGAGCCGUCGUGGGAGUCCCCGUGGGGCCGCGGGCGCCCCGGUUGGCAUAUCGAGUGCAGCGCGAUGUCCGCGGAACACCUCGGGGAGGCGUUCGACAUCCACGGGGGGGGCCAGGAUUUGGUGUUUCCGCACCACGAGAACGAGCUGGCGCAGAGCCGCGCGGCGUGCGCGCACGCGCACGUGGGCUACUGGGUGCACAACGGCUUCGUGACGGUGGACGAGGAGAAGAUGAGCAAGUCGCUGGGCAACUUCUUCACGAUCCGGGACGUUUUGAAAGAGUUCCACCCGUUGGCCCUCCGGUGGUUCCUCAUCGGCACGCAAUACCGCAGCCCAAUCAACUACUCACGGGCGCAACUCGACCAGGCGUCGGACCGGCUGUAUUAUCUUUGCCAGACCGUGCAAGACGCGCACGACCUUUUGACGGACAGUGCGGACACGGACGGGGGCGCAGCGUCCGCAGAAGCGAGCACCAGCGCGGCGGCCCUCCGGGGGGGUUUCGAAGACUCGAUGUCGGACGAUCUAAACACCCCCAAAGCGGUGGCGGCGCUGUCGGAGCCGCUCAAGCUCAUGAAUGACCUGAUGCACACCAAGAAGGGUCGAAAGGACAAGGCUAGAACAGCCAAUCUGCGGCUCUUGUCGAAGGAGGUGCAAAGCGCGGCAGGCAUUCUGGGCUUCGACUUGGAGGACGCGCGCAAAGUUUUGGACGAGUUGAAUGCCUACGCUCUAGCACGAGCGAGGAUGACAAUAGAAGACUUGCGAGCGCGUAUGGACGAGAGGGCGGUCGCUAGGGCAGCAAAGGAUUUUGCACGCUCCGAUAGCAUACGAGCGGAGCUCGCGCAAGUUGGGAUCUAUCUAAUGGACGGUGGAGAUGGUACGCUAUGGAAGCCCGCGCCGGUAGUAGAAAGCGAGUGAAGCUUGGACUGAUCGUGCACCACUCCAAUUUGCUGGUCCUCUACCAAGUCUUGAGCAAAGUCAGCAGUACAGUCUGUCCAAGGUCGCCAGUGUGCAUAUGCCCUCAAGUCGAGGGCAGAUUUGGUGCCGGUUGAUUUGCACUUUCAAUGAAGAUCCAUCGAAGGCUGCACAUACCAGAAGCAUCUGACUUCGAAGUUGGAUGCGAUCUCGAGUCUGGCGUGCUUAGAUUUCGAUAUUGGAUCAUUCUGCAAAGGCGAAUCCCAGACUCGAUUCGAAAGGAGCCCGGCCUACGAGACAAGCGAAGGCAUGGUUUGGUGGGCAACGUACUAAUCAAUUCUACAGCGCGGCAGUUGACCGGCCAGGGGAGGACGG
Messenger RNA from Klebsormidium nitens, 2624 nucleotides. NCBI's taxonomy places the organism in Eukaryota, Viridiplantae, Streptophyta, Klebsormidiophyceae, Klebsormidiales, Klebsormidiaceae. The record is from the annotation of a GenBank genome assembly.